This is a messenger RNA of Alternaria ethzedia, 843 nucleotides long. RefSeq lists its product as uncharacterized. NCBI's taxonomy places the organism in Eukaryota, Fungi, Ascomycota, Dothideomycetes, Pleosporales, Pleosporaceae. The coding region runs from base 1 to 843 and encodes 280 amino acids. Gene Ontology annotation, molecular function: FMN binding. The record is from RefSeq and is a predicted model, not a curated record. The transcript is spliced from 2 exons.
AUGUCUACCACCGCACCCUCAGCAUCGGCCCUCCCGCCUGCGCCAUGGAAGUCCCUGUUCAGCGAGCACAUCUCGAAGAUGAAGUCGCCUGAAUUUGUGUUGGGAACGCUCGAUGCAGCUCCCAAGGGCUCGCCUACACCCUUCGUGCCCCGCGUGCGAUACUGCAUCCACCGCGGUUUCUGGGCCGAGCUACCAGAGAACAAGCACAACGAUGCAGAGCGCAAUCCUCAAGUCUACCAGAGCGAUUGCCCAACGUUUACAACGGAUGUUCGCAUGGAGAAGGUCGGACAAAUAUUCGCGACGAGUGCGGGGCACGCUGAGAGCAGCGAACAAGUGCAGGGCAGUGGUGGUGGAGGCCCUGUAGAGGCUGUGUACUGGAAUGCUGAUACUGGUACACAAUGGCGGAUCAAGGGAAGGGCAUUCAUCAUUGCACCCGAUAUUGAGGGCGAUGACGAGAGCAGUGGUGUAAGGACUGUCAAAAGCGAGCUGGGAAAGAGGAUGAGGAUCGUCGAUGAGGGCAAGGAAGGCGACUUCAGCUGGCAAAGGGAGCUGACCGGUUUCUUUGGUAACCAGAGUCCUGGCAUCAAAGGCUCAUUCAAGAACCCUCCACCCGGCCAGCCAACCUCCAAACCAUUUGACGACAAGAACCUUGCCCUUGGCUCAAAGGUCGACGAUUUGCAAGACCCCGUGGCACGCAAGAAUUUCCGCCUUGUGGUGAUUGUGCCAGACUCGGUGGAGCAGACGGAUCUCAGCGACCCAGCAAAGGCACGGAGAUUUAGAUACACGUUCGACGAGAGCGCAAAGGCCAACGCUGGAUGGAGGACUGAAGAGCUCUGGCCGUAA